AUGGAAGGUCUUAGGGCGGCAGGCUUCGCUUGCUACCCGCCCGACGUAAAUAAAUACAACAACAACAACAACAACAUCCCACCCAUACACGAGCUGAGUCUCAAAUUCUUGAAAGUGUCGUUGGAAUAUCCUCAUGCUGCCCGAGCUCUCUUCAAGGCUCAAGCCAACCCGUCGACAAACCCGCAAUCACUCUCGAAAAAACCAAUAUACCCCCCCCCCCCAAAAAAUAUGCCUGGCUUCUGGACAAUCGGAUGCCUCUACGGCGCAUCCGCCGUAACCCUCGGCGCCUUCGGAGCCCACGGCCUGAAGAAGCGCAUCGCAGACCCCCAACGCAUCGCGAACUGGAGCACGGCUGCCCAGUACCAACUUGUCCAUUCGGGCAUUCUGCUCGUGGGCACCGUCGCCGCGCCGCAGAACAAGCUUGCCGCCUCCCUCCUCGUGGCCGGCAUGACCAUGUUCAGCGGCAGCAUCUACCUUCUCACCCUCGAUCCGCAGAGGUUCAAGUUCUUGGGACCGGUUACGCCGCUGGGGGGGCUGUGUUUGAUUGGGGGGUGGGCGGCACUGGCGUUUGGGAGGAGGAUUCCAUUUCCGAGGUAG
This is a messenger RNA of Drepanopeziza brunnea f. sp. 'multigermtubi' MB_m1, 597 nucleotides long. The record is from RefSeq and is a predicted model, not a curated record. NCBI's taxonomy places the organism in Eukaryota, Fungi, Ascomycota, Leotiomycetes, Helotiales, Drepanopezizaceae.